ACUUUACAACUGAAAAGUAUUACCCUUAGCGUGAUGGCAAUUCCAGCCACCCAACAAGCCCCUCAAAGUGCUCCCAUAAUUGCUGGUAGGUUCGAGGUCACAGUCUCCCCUCCCUCUUUUCCGUCGGUCAUUCGCGUUAUAAAGAAGGCUAACCCAGACCCGUCUUCCCCGCCAACUACACUCGAAACCAAACAUCCAGAAUUAGGAUCUGCCUUCAAUCCAGCAAUGGCGGAAAAGAUCUCCACGUUAGAGCUAAAAGUUGACCUAGGCUGCCGGUAUUGCUACAAAAAGAUUCAAAAGACUCUAUGCAAGCUCCAAGAACGGGAGAACAUAAAAACCAUCACAUAUGACAAGAAGAACAAUACUAUCACAAUCUCCGGCCCAUUCGAUCCCGAGAAGCUCAUCAAGAAGCUCCGCUGCAUGGCCUGCAAGGUGAUCAUAAUCAUAAUAAUUGUAAAGCCGCCGCCGCCGCCGACGCCGACAAAGCCGCCACCAGAACCAUGCAAAUGUUGUUGCAAGGUGUGCAACAACAUUAAAAUCAUAUCAUGUGACCAUCACAAGGAUCCCAAAUGUACGGUGACCAAGAAGGUGAUCGAGGAUCCUACUCCCGAGAAGAAAAAGGAUGAUAAGGAUAAAAAACCUACCGAGAAAGAAACUAAAAAGAAGGUGAUCAACGACAUUGAGAUCAUAAUAUGUGAGCAUCCAAAAUGUCCGGAUCCCUGCCCACCACCAUGUCCACCACCGUGUGAACCACCGUGCCCACCACCAUGUCCGCCACCGUGUGAACCACCGUGCCCACCACCAUGCCCACCACCGUGCCAGCCACCAUGUCCACCACCGUGUCCACCACCAUGUCAACCACCAAUUUGUCAGGUUUGUUGCAGGAUGCCCUCCUCUGGGGGGCACCAAGGAGGGUCUCGGUGUUACUCUUGUGGAAGGAUCGACGGAUGCGUGCCUGAUUGUCCACCAAUGCCCUUUGGUGGAACCUCUCAUGGAGGAUACCAGUUCAUGUUGAAGGAGGAUCCAUCACCGUCAUGUACCAUCAUGUAAUCGUGUGUAUCCAUGUUUUUCCUUUGCCAAAACUAAUAACAGUAAUAAGGGUGAAGGAUGUUAGAUUUAUGGGAGAAUAAUGUGGAAAUAAAAUGUUAUUUCAGUGUAAUAUUUUCAUUUGGAAUAUUGUGUGAAAGGAAUAUUUUAUAUAUGCAAGAUAAUGUGAAGUUCUUUUCUUA
This is a messenger RNA of Phoenix dactylifera (date palm), 1229 nucleotides long. RefSeq lists its product as uncharacterized. Gene Ontology annotation, molecular function: metal ion binding. Lineage: Eukaryota; Viridiplantae; Streptophyta; Magnoliopsida; Arecales; Arecaceae. Gene Ontology annotation, biological process: regulation of defense response to fungus. The record is from RefSeq and is a predicted model, not a curated record.